This is a messenger RNA of Fraxinus pennsylvanica, 5535 nucleotides long. The record is from the annotation of a GenBank genome assembly. NCBI's taxonomy places the organism in Eukaryota, Viridiplantae, Streptophyta, Magnoliopsida, Lamiales, Oleaceae.
AUGAACUGCCGAGUAAAAGUUUUAUUAUCCUCGAGGUGUUUGAAAUCCUCCAAUAGCAAGUGUCGAAGCUUCGGCUGCACAUCACAGCCUCCAGCCACUGACGUCGAGGUCACUGUCGCCUCCGAUGACACUGUCGAGACAUCCUGCAGUCUCCGGCCAGCUGCAAAAAUGAUAUUACAACUGCCUGGCUUUUAUGGUCCAGAGCAUUUGCGGUUUUUUAAGAGAACUCUUAGUAGUAAAAGUGCAAUCCAAUUGCUCGAUGAAAUGCUAGAACCAGAUUCUCUCUCUCCAAGGACCGGACUCACUGAGGACAACUUCGAGAAAGAGGUGGGUCAAGAUCGAGGCGCUUUGGUCGAGUUUUACGCACCCUGGUUAUCAACUAAGAAGAAAAUCAAAGAAGCUCUAAAGGACAAAGAUAUCGGCAUAAUUGGGAUCUAUGGCAUGCCUGGAGUUGGUAAGACAACAAUGGUAAAGGAAAUAGCCAAAGAAGCCAAAGAUGAGAAAUUCUUUGAGGAGGUUGCAUUUGCAGUUGUAUCUAACGAUCCAGACAUAAACAAAAUUCAAGAUCAACUCGCUGAUGUGCUUGGUCUAGAAAUUAAUGUAAACACAACUAGCGUGAGAGCUGGACUACUUCGUCGAAGGCUUGAAGGUAAUGAUGGCAAGAGCAUUCUUGUAAUAUUAGACGAUGUGUGGACAGAAAUUGAUUUGGGAACUAUAGGAAUUCCAUCUCCACGUGAUCGCAAAGGGUUGAAAAUUAUGUUUACAACACGAAUUGAAGAAACGUGUAGUAAAAUGGAAGCCAAAGCAUUCAAAAUCGAAGUUUUGAGUGAAGUAGAAGGAUGGCAACUUUUCACGGAUAAGGCAGGGAUUUCUGAUGAUGAAACUGAUGUCGAACUCGUAAGCUUAGCCAAAGAAGUUGCAAAGGAAUGUGGACGUCUACCUCUUGCAUUAGAGGUUGUUGGCAGUACACUAAAAGGCAAAAAGACCGUAUAUGAAUGGAAAGAUGCACUUCGACGGCUAAAGAAGUCUAGUGCUACCAAUAUUGUGGACAAAAGUAUAAGAUUGAGCUAUGACUAUUUGGCAAAUAAUGAAGAGCAGAACUUGCUUUUGCUCUGUUCUCUAUUCGCUGAAGAUGAAAGUAUUCCAAUUGAAAAUUUGGUUAGAUAUGCAAGGGGGUUAGAGUUGUUUGAAGAAACCGAGACACUCUGCGAAACUCGAGACCGAGCAAAGACAAUUGCGGAUAAACUAAAAGGUUGGAAUUUAUUGCAACCCGGUACGAGGAAAGACGAAGUGAAAUUGCAUGAUGUUAUCAGAAGUUUUUGCUUAAAGAUGGCAAAGAAAGAAAAAGGUGGAUAUCUGGUGAAUCAUGCUGGUUUGAAAGAGUGGCCAGAACACGAUGCUGAUGAAUCGUGGAGUGCCAUCUCAAUUACAUUUGAUAAGCUAGAUCAGCUUCCAAGCGGGUUGAAAUAUCGGAACAUUAAGUUGUUACGGGUGAUAUGUCGCAAGUUGGGAGAAUGUAAAAUUUCCGAAGAAUUUUUCAAAGAUAUGAAAGAUCUCAGAGUUCUUGAAUUGAAAGGGAUGUACAUUCAAAUUCCAUCAUCAAUCCAAUUAUUGACGGGUCUUCGAACUCUGAGGUUGAUUCGCUGUGAAAUACAUUCCCAAUUGUCAAUGAUUGGGAGUCUAAAGAAGUUGGAAAUUCUCUCUUUCCGUGGUUCUUCUUCCAAUGAUUAUUUAUCCAUUGAGUUAGCGAAUCUUUGCAACCUAAGGUCACUUGAUUUGAGGUUUCAUAGGUCAUCCUGUCCACUUCGACCUGGUGUUUUGUCGGGUAUGAAGAAACUGGAAGAGCUGUACUUGGGAGGUAGCAUUCCAAUAGAAGGUGAAGACACCACGAUAUUGAGUGAUUUAGAUGAAAAUGGUUUCAUUAACUUGAAGACACUGUUUCUAGCAAGUGAGGAUUUCGAGUAUCUUAUUGAUGCCACCAACUCUAUUCCAAAUGGCACCUUCGGUAAAUUGGAGUCUCCCGAAUUGGAUAAUUUACCCAAUAACAUUCAGAAUUUGCGGAUUAAAGUUCAAGAGCUUGAAAAUAAGAGAAAUGACGUGAAACUACAGGUUGAUGCUGCCGAAAGAAAGGCUGAAAUCAUCAGGAAAGAAGUUUCGGCAUGGUUGGACAAUGUCGAUAAAUUUUUGAGGGAGGCUGAAAGUUCUGAAAUGCGGAGGGAGGUUGAAAGUUCUGAAAUGAGGUCUGAAAUGCGGUGUCUAUUCAAUAGAUGUCCAAAUUUGAAGUCUCGUUACGUUCAAAGCAGGAGAGCCACGAAGAAUACUAUUGAGGCUGAUAAGCUCAAACUUGAAGGUACAUUUGAGAGGGUGAGUGAUCCUCGAUCGCCGGUGCAACUGUUGAACCUAACUUCCCAUAAGGGUUUCGAAACAAGGUUAUCAACUAAGAAGAAAAUCAAGGAAGCUCUAAAGGACAAAGAUAUCGGCAUAAUUGAGAUCUGUGGCAUGCCUGGAGUUGGUAAGACAACAAUGGCAAAGGAAAUAGUCAAUGAAGUCAAAGAUGAGAAAUUAUUUGAGGAGGUUGCAUUUGCAGUUGUAUCUAACGAUCCAGACAUAAACAAAAUUCAGGACCAACUUGCGGAAAUGCUUGGUCUAAGAAUUGAAGAAAAGACAAAUGAAGUGAGAGUCAGACGACUUCAUCAAAGACUUGAAGGCAAAGAUGGUAAGAGCAUUCUUGUAGUAUUAGACGAUGUGUGGAAAGAAAUUGAUUGGGGAACUAUAGGAAUUCCAUCUCCACAUGAUCGCAAAGGGUUGAAAAUUAUGUUUACAACGCGAAUUGAAGAAACGUGUAGUAAAAUGGAAGCCCAAAGGAAAUUCGAAAUCAAAGUUUUGGAUGAAAAAGAAGGAUGGCAACUUUUCAAGGAUAAGGCAGGGAUUUCUGAUGAUGAAACUGAUGUCGAACUCGUAAGCUUAGCCAAAGAAGUUGAAAAUGAAUGUGGACGUCUACCUCUUGCAUUAGAGGUUGUUGGCAGUGCACUAAAAGGCAAAAAGGCCGUAUAUGAAUGGAAAGAUGCACUUCGACAGCUAAAGAGGUCUAUUGCUACCAAUCUUGAAGGAAUGGACGAUAUCGUGUACAAAAUUAUAAGAUUGAGCUACGACUAUUUGAUAAGUAAUGAAGAGCGGGACUUGCUUUUACUCUGUUCUCUAUUCGCUGAAGAUGAAAGUAUUCCAAUUGAAAAUUUGGUCAGAUAUGCAAGGGGGCUAGAGUUGUUUAAAGAAACCGAGACACUAUGCGAAACUCGAGACCGAGCAAAGACAAUUGCAGAUAAUCUGAAAAGUUGUAAUUUAUUGCAACGAGGUAUGGAGGAAGACGAGGUGAAAUUGCAUGAUGUUAUCAGAGAUUUUUGCUUACAUAUGGCAAUUAAAGAAAAAUGUGGAUAUCUGGUGAAACAUGCUGGUUUGAAAGAGUGGCCAGAACAUGAUGCUCAUGAAUCGUGCAUUGCCAUCUCAAUUACAUUUGAUAAGCUGGAUCAGCUUCCAAGCGGGUUGAAAUAUCGGAACGUUAAGUUGUUACGGGUGAUAUGUCGCGAGUUGGGAGAAUGUAACAUUUCCGAAGAAUUUUUCAAAGAUAUGAAAGAACUCAGAGUUCUUGAAUUGAAAGGGAUGUACAUUCAAAUUCCAUCAUCAAUCGAAUUGUUGACGGGUCUUCGAACUCUGUGCGUGAUUGACUGUAAAAUACAUUCUCAAUUAUCAAUGAUUUGGAGUCUAAAGAAGUUGGAAAUUCUCUCUUUCUAUGAUUCUUCUUCCGAUGAUUAUUUUUCCAUUGAGUUAGCGAAUCUUAGCAACAUAAGGUCACUUGAUUUGAGGUUUGAGGAGUCGUCCUGUCCACUUCGACCUGGUGUUUUGUCGGAUAUGAAGAAACUGGAAGAGAUGUACUUGGGAGGUAGCAUUCCAAUAGAAGGUGAAGACACCAAGAUAUUGAGUGAGUUAGAUGAAAAUGGUUUCAUUAACUUGAAGACCCUGAUUCUAUCAAGUGGUGAUUUCAAGUAUCUUAUUGAUACCACCGACUCUAUUCAAAAUGGCACCUUCGGUAAAUUGGAGUCUCUCGAUUUGGAAGAAUUACCCAAGUUAACAGAGAUAUGCAAUGGAAAUCUUCCAAGGGGUGUCAUCAAACCUCAAUUGUUCUGUAACCUUGUGAGCAUUGAGAUGUUUGAUUGUGAUGCAAUUAGAAGCUUGUUUUCAGAGUCAGUUGCAAACAACUUGGUAAAUCUCCAAAAACUAGAAAUAUAUUCAUGUCGGAUGUUAGAGGAAGUUGUUUCAACGGACGCACGAGAAAAUGAAGUUACCAAAACUUGCAAAGUGCUCGAGUUUCCAAAACUGGAAUGUGUCAAUCUGGGAUCUUUGAGUAGCUUUAAGAGCUUCACAUCUCAAUCAAAUAGCGGUGUUUUUCGUGAAACAUUGUUCAAUCAGGUCAACUUUCCUAACAUGGAGUCAUUGUAUGUUCAUGGCUUGGAUUGUAUUGUAAAGCUACUAGGCAAGGAAAUGCCAAUAACAUCUCUGCAUAAACUAACAGACAUGCGGGUGCUGAGUUGUGCUAAAUUGCUGACCAUUGCAGAAUUUGAUUCAAUUCGGUCACUGCAAAAUCUUGGAGAUCUUGACGUGGAGUUAUGUAAAGCACUUGAAGUAUUGUUUGACUUUGAGGGUAUAAAGGUCACUUAUGAUGCAGAAAUUAAUAUGCUCGGUCGAUUAACAUCAUUGUGGCUGAGCUCACUACCAAAAUUGGUGCACAUUACAAGGAUGGUUCCAAAAGGAAUUCGUGUCUUUCAAAAUUUGACGAAUCUUACUGUUGAACGUUGUGAGAGCUUAAUAUACUUAUUCUCACCUUCAAUGGCCAAUUCUCUUGUGGCUCUGAUCAUUCUAGAGGUUUCAAAAUGUGGAUCAAUUGAAGAGAUUAUUGGAAAAGAAGAAGAAGAAGGCACUUCAGAGAUUAAAAUAGUUGAAGGAAUGAAAACCAUAAUUGUGUUCCCUAAUAUGAAACGUCUACAUCUCAAGAAUCUUUGGAGUAUUCAAAUGUUUUGCUCUCAGAACUAUGAACUUGCGUUCCCUUCAUUAGAGGACUUGACCAUUGAACAGUGCCCUGAGAUGAAAAAAUUGAGUCCACGGCCACCAAGUGCACCAAAGCUUAGUAAACAUACAAGAGAACGUUACGAAUAUUUUGAUAUUUCAGAUUUGUUGGAUGAGUCAGGUAUGAAGAAACUGGAAGAGCUGUACUUAGGAGAUUACAUUCCAAUAGGUGAAGACCAAAGAAAGCAUUCCAGCAACUUCUUUUCUUUAUCAAAAUCAAGUUCAACUCCUUCAAAGGCUCCCAAUCCAUUUUUCAAUUCACAAUGGCUGGCUGCAAGUGCCUCAACAGCAUUGCAAUCUGGGAUCCACAGAAUCACAAGGGAGGGCAACUGUGGGUUACUCAACGGAUGCAGCUGGAGAUUGGCUGCCAAAGUUACCUCAAUAGGUGUUGCCAAGAGCAAUUCUUUGAGGCUUUGA